Penicillium nucicola is the source of this 1356-nucleotide messenger RNA. RefSeq lists its product as uncharacterized. The record is from RefSeq and is a predicted model, not a curated record. NCBI's taxonomy places the organism in Eukaryota, Fungi, Ascomycota, Eurotiomycetes, Eurotiales, Aspergillaceae. The coding region runs from base 1 to 1356 and encodes 451 amino acids. The transcript has a single exon.
AUGAAUGAAAUCCUGGUUCAUGUCACAGCCCCCAGUUCCGUGCGUGACGACGCACGCUAUCGGGCCCAAGUGGCCGCCAUGGUGAACUUCUCUGCCUCGCGCCAUCCAAUCUCAAGCCCCGGCACAGAAACUCAGGACCUGCCCCAGGAAACCACCGCUGAAGAUCAGCACUCGCAUCAAGUAUCCGCCUUGGAAUCCCCUUCCCUACACGAGGCCUCUCCAUUGCGGGAGGCGUCCCGACCCGCAUGGGAGGCAUUCCCAGAUCGUCACUGGGUCACCGAACAUACCAAUGAUCGACAACCCCCGGGCGAUCACAUCCCUGCGAGUCGAGACCUCGACUCGCUCGAUAGUCUCAUCAGUGUGAUUCCAGAUUCUCAGCCAGAGAUCGUCGCGCCAGCUCCAGAUUCCAAUCCAGAGCCAGAGCCAGAGCCAGAUCCCGAACUAGUUGCCUCGGGCCCGGCUUUUGCAGAAAGGUCCUACCCACCCUCCAAAAGGCGUUGUAUGCAGCCACAGACCCUGUUACAGGAGGCCCAUGUCCACUCUCCUGCAGCUGAAUCUGAUAUCACACGUCGGGAUUCCUCUGCAACGGACCAGCCCGAUCUCCACCCUGUCCACCCUAUCCACCCUGUGCAACAUGUUAUAGGGGAUGCUCCUAAUCCCAUUUGGAUAUCGAGCUCGAUCGAGUCCACUGGGCGCACGCAGAGUACCGAUUCCUCGAUAACAACAUCGCUGCCAAACCCCGAUCCCCUGACUCUUGCAUCGUCUGCGGCUGCUCCUAUUCUGCCCUGCACGACGACCCCCCUCCCCUCUUCUCGCACCCUCACUCUACCGCUAGAAAUCCAUGCCCCUCCACCCCCAAUCUCAACUGCCCCCUUCACAACACAUAUCACAUCAACGUUAACCAUGCUCACAGACCGACUCAGGCCACAGCGCACAUAUCAACCAAUCCACCAAACAAGGGAUUUGGAUCCCCUGGAACGGGGAUAUUGGUCAAUACACUUCAACAUUGGAUCGCAAGAACAAGAAAAGGAACAAACCUGGUCUACACCGACCUUCCGAGCAUUCUGGGCCUUCCUCGAAGACUUUAUCAGAAAAGAUGGCCGAGCAGGCUGGGGCGUAUGGUGUAUCCUAGAGCGAUCUCCCCCCACAAGUGAAGAUGAUUCACUGAAUUCAAUGACCUCGGACAUAGGAGAGACGAUAGAUGUCUCUGUCCCGGUUACACUCAAGGUAUAUGCAUGGGGCGAAAUCGCCAUGCAUAUUUACCUGUUGCUGUUCCUUGCUAGUGAGCGACGAAUUCGGGGGAUGGAAGCUCAAUGGAGGGAUGCUGGGGAGACUGUUGUUAUCCAGAUGCAGUAA